CCGAACAGGCUAAUCAAGUAACUUGGUCAACGAAAGUCUUAAUCAGGCCAGUUGGUCAACCAACGUCGAACUUGGCAACUUGCCUUUCCUCUCACCUCCACGCACGGCUCUCACUCUCAAGCGCCACCUUCCUUCACCGCCAACGACAAUAUUAGCAUUGCCCUUCCCUACUCCCUCACAUUCUUCCGCUGCACAUCAUCGUAAGCCAGCCACGGCAGCUCCACUGCGCUUCCCUGCUCCUCCCUACCAACUUCACAGCGCCACUCAAACCGAGGCAGAAGCACCACCGCAGCAACCAUCUUCAUUAGCGCAACUAAGCAGCCACAAAACAGAGAAAACGGGGGAUUGUAAUGAACGGACACUCCGUUCAGGCGCAGGUUUGAGUUGAAAUUCACAAGAAAUUGGACGACUAAACCACAAUUUAAGCUUGAAUUCACCGAGCAUUUGAAGCGGCCGUUCCAAUUACUGAGGCGGCCGUUCCAAUUACUGAGGCGGCCGCUCAGAAUUCUCGUGGUAUUUGGGAUGAAAACACCGUAUUUCCGGAGCGUGGGUGAGCCGUAUGAUUGCAGAUUUGAUUGAAGAGUAAGAAUGACGAUGAUGAUAUGCGAACAGGAGGGGAGCACUGAGCAACGAAGGAGAAGGAAGGGGGAUGAAGAGGCUGACGUGGAGUAUUCAGAGGAGAAUUCAGAAUUUUUAUUUCGUUUUAUUUUUUAUUAAUAACAAUUGGAUUUUCCUUAAGCUAUUCCUCUUCACACGUUCACUGGCCUUCUUCUUCUUCCUCAAUCCUAACCUUACCAUAAUCGUUUCUUACUUUUGUGUUCUUUAUCACCCUCAUCUUCUACCUCUCUUAGCGACAAGCGAACUAAGAUGCUUGAAUUGGAUAUAUUUACACUUCUCGACACUGACAAGGUAACUAGUAGCAUUCCCAAACUCCAUUUAAUGCAAUUAAGGUUGUAUAAUGAGGUGAAUUAGGAUAGCUUUAUUUGAUUCUUGCCUUGUGAUUGGAAUAGUAGAAUCAUCCUAGGAUUUUUUUGUAAAUUAUUGCAUCUUCACGUUAAUAGGUGUGUUGUAUUUGUACAUGUUCUGCUUCCUUAUUGUUGUGUUGCCUUAUUCCUGUGACACGGAAAUUCUAUCUUCACAAUAGUCCUGUUGUUAUGUAUCUGUUGUUUCGGAGCAAGCGUGUUGACAUUUGUUUGGUCUUGUGUUUGGGUAGUAUUUAAAUUGGAGUGCACAUUCUUGAUGUUUUUCUUUUGGUUUUGGUACACUGGCAGUCUGCUAGUCAUACAAGUUUGUGUAGGGGUGUGCUAAAUUUUGAGGGAGUGUAGGUGUAUUAAGAAGUUUAAAUGCGUGUUUGGGGGAUGAUGGGGAGUUUUUUGACUGGAUUAGUAUCGGCAGGGAUGAAUUACGUUGUGCAGGUGGGUAUUCAUGUAAGUGAAGCAGUGUGUGGGCCUGUUUGGUUGGUUGUGUGUGUAGGGGCUGAUGUAGGUGGUAAAGUACAGCCUGGUUGUGCUUUCCUUGCGGCACGUUGGUGUUGUAUAGGGUGUUUUCAGGAUUGUGUGUGUCUCUAGGAGUUGCUGUGGUCAGUUGUGUUUUUAGGUUGUGUAGUAUGUGCAGGUCAUAGGAGUUAGUGUGUGAAGGUUGUGCAUGUUUUUAUGUAUGUGUCACAUUGAGCAUAAGUGGGAUGCUGACUGUGUGGUAGUAUUGUAGUACUAUUGAGAUAGUGGUAGUUAGUCAGUUUGUCAGUUCCUGUGGGAAAGGUACUAGGUGUGAUCAUUAAUUCAAGCACGUUGUAAAACUUUCAAGCUUAUUUAUCUGUGCUUAAUCACCCAUGUUUCAAGUUAGAACAAUUCUCAUUAUUAGUUGAUCCUAUUUAUUUUGAUUUCAAUUGUGAGUACGAAAUCGAUUGGUGCUUGGUGUAAGAAAUUGUUAGUUUAAUUGUAUACUUUUAUUCUCUAAAAUUUUUCUUUUAUGAUACUACUUGAGUAAAUACUAUUUUGAGGAGCUGAGACACAAUUUUUGAGUUUAGUCUUAAUUUACAGCGAUUCUGUUGACAUUGCUAUUUCGUAAACCACUUUGUUAUUCCUGAGGACUAGUCAUCCCGAGGGGCGUACCCCCAAAGGAGAGAACAUGCUAACUGUGGCUGCACCCGUAGAGUAUACCAUUAGGUACUUAGAUUGUCGUCCAAAGUCUAGAAUUACUCUCAAACGGCACCGUUUGUUGAGCUAGGUUUGGAAAAGUGUACACACAGGCUAGGGGCGCACCUCCUAAGAACGUCCUCCUGAGUCCUGACUGUUGUUACCAGAGUGUAAUGGUUCACUUGCGUUCGUCCUAUCCUCUCAAUAUUAUAAAGUUGAUCAAAAGGUUAUCUUUUAAACAAUUGUCCUUAUUUUAUUUGUUACCCUCUCUUGUUCUAUGGCUUCUACCCCUUUUUUUUGGGUGCAUGACCUAGAGUCCUAGACCGUAGUCUCAUCCACUCCUUUUGUCGAACUCAUAAUGUUGAGAUCUGAUAAUGAUGGUAAUACACUCUAAACAUUUUAUCUGGGACUAUCUCGCACGAGGAUUAACUAAUUUUACUUUGCUUAGUAGAUGUUUCUAGUCUAGGUUUGAAUUUGACAAUGAUGUUAUGUCAAAUCAGGGAAAAAUCUUAUUUGCUUAAUGUAAAUUAGAACAAAAAGGGACCCAAAUCCGUCAAGGUUGAAUAAAUAUUAUUUUGCGGGUCUAGUUUGGUUUUAUGCUUCCGAAUAUUGUAGAAUUGUCCGACAGUAACACCAUAUAAGUAUACCUAAAUUGAGUUAAUAUAUAUUAUUUAAUAAUAAUGAUAACUCUAUAUUUGUGGUGUUACUGGUAUAGUGGACCAGAUAAAACCACCACCGUUCCAGGCUUUCCAGCAACCUCACUAUUUCUCCUCAAAAGAGUGUGAAACAAUAUCCUUAAGUUUAGGUGGGUAGAAGCAUGGGCGACUGGUCAAGAGCUCACAUUUGCCAAUGUUUAAAUCGCCUCCUAACUCUCCGAGGCAAUUCAACGGUGACUAUUGCGCAAGAACAACGCAAGUCAGGUGAGCAGUUCGUAGAAAGUGUGUUGAGUCUUGCUCAUAAGCUUUGCCAAUUGGGCCUCUGUCGUGGUCAAAUUGUUGCCAUUUGUGCUUUCAACAGUGAUUCAUAUCUGGAAUGGCUGCUUGCUGUUGCAUAUAUUGGGGGGAUAAUUGCUCCUCUUAAUUAUCGUUGGAGCUUGGAGGAGUCAAAGGUGGCACUGGAAGUCAUCCGACCAGCAAUGAUAGUCACUGAUGAAUGUUGCACGUGGUUGUCGGAUUUGCGAAAUGGCAUACAAGAAUGUGAGAGGUUAUCCAUAAAUCUUCAAUCUAUCAAAUACUGUUGGGCGCCUGACAAUGUUGUUAUCAUAUGUUUCACUUCAGGGUCCACCGGAAAACCAAAAGGAGUUGCCAUAAGCCAUGCCUCCUUAAUCAUGCAAUCCUUGGCAAAAAUCGCCAUUGUGGGUUACGCAGAAGACGAUGUAGGUGGGAUAUCCUCAUGCAUAUCCAUGCUAAUGGUAGGAGGUUGUCAUGUAUUGAUACCCAAGUUUGAAGUUAAAAUGGCACUAAAAGCCAUAGAGGAAAACCAUGUGACUUCAUUUAUAACUGUUCCGGCAAUGCUAGCUUCUCUGGUUUCUACAAUGAGGAACAACAAAUCAAGGAAUUUGGUAGAAAGUGUAAAGAAGAUUUUGAAUGGUGGCGGCAGUCUUUCUCUCCAACUUGUAGAAGAUUCAGUAAGAUGUUUUCAUAGAGCCAAGCUUCUCUCUGCUUAUGGUAUGACGGAAACCUGUUCUUCUCUCACCUUCAUCACCGUUUAUGAUCCAGCUAUUAAUAACCGUCACCUAAAAAAGAUAAGAGGAACUGUUUCCAACUCUGUACACCCAAUAGGAGGUAUAUGUGUUGGAAAGCCAGCACCUCACGUCGAGUUACUGGUAAUAAAAGAGGAAUUGUCUCAUGUGGGGAGAAUCAUGACUCGAGGACUCCAUGUUAUGAUUGGCUAUUGGGGUCAAAUUAGUGGUCUAGAAAUCGACUCUAGUGGAGAUUGGUUUGACACUGGUGAUAGUGGACAUAUUGAUGCUCAUGGAAACUUGUGGCUUGUUGGUCGUAGGAAUUGUCGUAUCAAAAGUGGUGGGGAGAAUGUGUACCCUGAAGAGGUGGAGGUCGUAUUAUCUCAACAUCCUGGAAUAUUGGCGGUGGUUGUCAUUGGACUCCCAGAUGCACACCUAGGUGAAAUGGUUGUUGCUUGUGUUCAAAUUAGAGAUAACUGGAUAUGGACCGACUUAAACGUUGGUGAGUUGCAAAGCAACAUGGAACGACACUUAUCAACCGGCAUGUUAAAGGAGUUUUGUCGGCAUAAGAGUUUAACCGGGUUUAAGAUACCAAGAGCUUUCAUGAUUUGGAGAAAGCCUUUUCCUCUUACGAGCACAGGAAAAGUCAAAAGAGACCAAGUUAAGGCUGAGGCUAUAUCGCAUCUACAACCUUUCUUUAGCAAUCUUUAAAUAAAAGGUUUUGCACACACCUGAUUGCAAUAAAUAUAUUUUACUUCGGGGUAAUUUUUACUCAAUUUUUUGCAACUAUUAACCUGUUUUGAUUAACUUUUAUACUGUGGAAAAAAUUCAUGUAUAAACAUUUUAAAAGGUUAUAUAACCUUUAUACAUUAUUAGAUUUUAAGUUCGUGUGA
This is a messenger RNA of Spinacia oleracea (spinach), 4709 nucleotides long. RefSeq names its product 2-succinylbenzoate--CoA ligase, chloroplastic/peroxisomal. The record is from RefSeq and is a predicted model, not a curated record. Gene Ontology annotation, biological process: fatty acid metabolic process. Bases 2953 to 4527 code for a protein of 524 amino acids. Lineage: Eukaryota; Viridiplantae; Streptophyta; Magnoliopsida; Caryophyllales; Amaranthaceae. The transcript is spliced from 10 exons. Gene Ontology annotation, molecular function: medium-chain fatty acid-CoA ligase activity.